AUGUCCGUGCGCCUUAACCGCUUGAAUCGGCCCCCAAUCGCCACCUGGAGGAGCAACAAGAGCUACCAGGCCCAGAACAACACCAACAACUUUGCCCCCCUGCACCACAUCAUCCGCACCGCCGCGGCAGCAACCCAAUCCGCCGCCGCCGACCUCCGCGACAAGGCCAGCGAAGCCGUCCAGUCCGCCCAGCAAGCCCUCACCGACACCGCAUCCAACACCCCCCUCCUCGCCAUCGACAGCAACAUCAACCUCGACCUCGAAAAAGCCAGCAGCCCCAAACCCCACAAACCCCACAAACCCACCCAGCACCGACCCAAAUCCCAGCCCAACAACAACAACACCACCACCCUCCCAGCGGUCGGGGCCCUCCCCAAGAACGCACAAGACCAGGAGGACAUGUCGUUCGCGAUCCCGAAAAAUGUCCCCUCCUUCUCCAACCCCCAACGCCAACUCGAAGACCACGUUUGGGGAGCCUCCCAAUCUCGGCAACGCUCUGCCGCCUCCCUCGUAGGCGGCGUGCAAGACUUUCUCGGCGGCGGUGGCGGCAGCAACAGCCGCGCCGGCCUGCCCAUGUACAAGGACAAGCCGUACAUGUACCCCCCCGGCGGCGGCGGUCUGCGCGGCCAGGAUGAGUUUCAUCCCGAGUCCAAGACGGGGAGACAGAUGGCGCCGAAAGGGUUGGGGUGGAUCAUUAUCGACUCGCUCGACACGCUGAUGAUCAUGAACUCGACCAAACGGCUGACGCACGCCCGCGAGUGGCUGUCGACGGCGCUGACAUGGGAUCAGGACCAGGAUGUGAAUACAUUUGAGACGACCAUCCGCAUGCUAGGAGGAUUGCUGUCGGCUCAUUACUUGUCGACCGAGUACCCCGACCUCGCACCCAUCCCGGACGACGACCCUGGGAAACCGGGAGAGGACCUGUACCUGGAGAAGGCGAAGGACUUGGCGGACCGGCUCAUGGCGGCAUUCGACUCGCCUUCUGGGGUGCCGUAUGCUAGCGUCAACCUAGCCAAGUACAAGGGGAUAGUCUCGCACGCCGAUAUGGGCGCGUCAUCGACCGCCGAGACAACGACACUGCAGUUGGAAUUGAAGUAUCUCGCCAAACUGACCGGCGAGAAGGAUUACUGGGACAAGGCCGAGAAUGUCAUGAAGUUGGUGGACGACAACGGUGCCAAGGAUGGCCUGGUGCCCAUCUUUAUCUACGCUACGACGGGCAAGUUCCAGGGCGAGAACAUCCGGCUUGGCAGCCGCGGCGACUCGUACUAUGAGUACCUGAUCAAGCAGUACCUGCAGACCAACAAGAAGGAACCCAUCUACCAGGAGAUGUGGCGGGAGGCGAUGCAGGGCGUCAGGAAACACCUCAUCACAUACACAGAACCCUCCCAGUUCACCAUCAUCGGCGAACGGCCCAGCGGUCUGGCCGGCGCACUCUCCCCCAAGAUGGACCACCUCGUCUGCUUUAUGCCCGGAACCAUCGCGCUGGCAGUGACAGGCGGCCUUACCGAGAAAGAAGCUAGGAAGCUCCCUACCUGGAGCAAGCAAGACGAGGACGACAUGCAACUCGCGCGUGAGCUAAUGCACACGUGCUGGGGCAUGUACAAGUACAUGGCGACGGGCCUAGCGGCCGAGAUCACCUACUUCAACAUCGGUAACCCACACCUCCCAGAAUCAGCCCCGCACAAGGCGCCCGAGGAGUUCGACCCCGACCCGGAGGCUACCUGGCGCAAGGACUUUGACGUGCGGCCCGCCGACAACCAUAACCUGCAACGGCCCGAGACGGUCGAGAGCCUGUUGUACAUGUGGCGCAUCACGGGCGACGUGCGGUACCGCGAAUGGGGAUGGGAGAUGUUCAAGAGCUUCGCCAAUUACACGGCCGUCGCCGACAACGGCGGCUUCACCAGCCUGUCCAACGCCAACAAGAUCCCGCCCGUCACGCGCGACAACAUGGAGAGCUUUUGGCUGGCUGAGACGCUCAAGUAUAUGUAUUUGCUGUUCUCGCCCGACGACCUGCUGCCGCUGGACAAGAUUGUGCUCAACACCGAGGCGCACCCGUUCCCGCGUUUCGAUAUGGGGCCGUUGUUUUCGACAGGCUGGACGAGGAAGCCGAGAGAUGCGGAAGGGAGGAUCGUGGAGUAA
Molecule: messenger RNA, 2139 nt
Organism: Chaetomium globosum CBS 148.51
Lineage: Eukaryota; Fungi; Ascomycota; Sordariomycetes; Sordariales; Chaetomiaceae
Exons: 3
Coding region: 1-2139 (712 amino acids)
Biological process (GO): carbohydrate metabolic process; N-glycan processing
Cellular component (GO): endoplasmic reticulum; membrane
Molecular function (GO): calcium ion binding; mannosyl-oligosaccharide 1,2-alpha-mannosidase activity
Source: RefSeq, a predicted model, not a curated record